AAAGAAGCGGCUCUCGAGUCCAAACAGAAGGGAGACCUACAACAGGCCAAAGAGUACUUACGGAUGGCUAAAGGUUUUGAUCCGUUGAUUGAAGCGACACAAAACGGACUGCCAAUCGACGCCACUUCUAUACCAACGCCUCCACAAAUUGGCGACGAUUUUGUGAUUGUCUCACAUCCCGAGUGUUCACAAACUGACGAUUUGGAAAAAGAGGAGAUAUUUCGCAAAAUUGAAGUGGAGUUACAAAAUCAAAUUGAGAUGUGUAAACGAAAUAAGGAAUACUUUCUACAAUUGGGAGACAUAUCGACGUCUUCUAAGUUUGAGAAGUACGCCAUCGAUAGUCGAAAAGAUUUGGAUGUUUUGACCGCCCGCUGGAGAAGCGGUCAUAAAGUACCCAAUUUUAAGUACGAAACGCGAACUUUUUCUAUAGUCAUAUGUAAUACAGAAGUGGGUGUUAAUGAAGUGACUGUCGAAGUGGUGAAAGCGGUUGAUAUUCCGGGCAAACCUGAUAUCGACACUUAUGUCAGACUUGACUUCCCGUUUCCUAAUAAAUCUAUUUUAUCGGUCAAAGUAUUCAACGAGACGUUUAAGUUCGAAAUCGAUAGGAAAUCUCGACAAUUGCCCCGAACUCUCAAAAGACAUCCUUUGAAACUCGAACUCAUGUCUAAAGGUGGAUUAUUCAGAAACGACACAUUGAUAGGAACAGCACUCAUCAAAAUGACUGAUUUUGAAACUAAAUGUACAAUUCAUGAGAGUUUCCCUUUGACUGAAGGGAGGAAAGCAGUCGGCGGUCGACUCGAAGCUAAGGUCAGAAUCAGAGAACCAUUGCUCGCAAAGCAAUUGGAAGAAGUGAAGGAGAAAUGGCUGGUAUUCUUGUGAUUCAUUAGUCAUGAUUUUAUUAUUUAUAUUUUAUAAUUUAUAUAUCAAACAAAAUUUGUAAAACUGACAAAAAUUAAAGUGUUAUCAUUACAAGUAA
Molecule: messenger RNA, 976 nt
Organism: Medioppia subpectinata
Lineage: Eukaryota; Metazoa; Arthropoda; Arachnida; Sarcoptiformes; Oppiidae
Source: the annotation of a GenBank genome assembly